This is a messenger RNA of Ixodes scapularis (black-legged tick), 2856 nucleotides long. RefSeq lists its product as uncharacterized. The transcript has 4 exons. The coding region runs from base 1 to 2856 and encodes 951 amino acids. Gene Ontology annotation, molecular function: zinc ion binding; nucleic acid binding. The record is from RefSeq and is a predicted model, not a curated record. NCBI's taxonomy places the organism in Eukaryota, Metazoa, Arthropoda, Arachnida, Ixodida, Ixodidae. Gene Ontology annotation, biological process: DNA integration.
AUGUCUUUGAGUCUCUGCCUCACCGGUGAGGCCUUAACGGUCGUUGGAAGGAUGACACCCGAAGAGUCAUUGGACUAUUCAAAAGAAAGAGACUGCAAAACCCUUGAGAGUUUGGCAGUAACUGCAGACCACUUUUUAGAAGCGCAGGGCCAAACUAGCUUGUUUAGCUCGAAAGAAGACGACCUAAGCCAUAAGAGUGGAGGUCGUAAUAAAGAGGGUAGUCGGCUGAAAGUUCCCACCAAGGGAGUGAGCCGGUGUUUCCUCUGCAACAAGUCUGGACAUAAAGCCGCAGAAUGCUGGACCAGUUCCAGAGCUCAACACGGAUCUGCGUGCUGGAGGUGCGGCAAGCCAGGACACAAAUCAGAUGCGUGUAACUGGAAGCCAGAAGAUAAAGGUAGCAAGACUCCUCAGGCAUCCUGUAUGUUGACAGUCGCCGACAGCGAAAAUCCAGAAGAGACAUACAUUGUACUGAGAAACGGAGAACAGAUACCGAUAGUAAAUGCGGCACUCGGAAAGGCUCCACGGUUCCUGGUUGAUAAUAUGCCAGUGGUGAGGGGAGAAGUGUGCGGUCGUCCGGUCACCGUACUGAGAGACAGCGGCUGCAACACGGUUGUGGUAAAAAGAGAUCUGGUUCCCGAUGAUAAGUUAACCGGUGUCUCUAGUCCGGUUUUCCUACUUGAUAGGACUGUAAAGUACCUGCCAGAGGCAGAGAUAGAGGUGAGAACUCCGUUUUUUACGGGCAGUCUAAUAGCCAAGUGCAUGGACAACCCGUUGUACGAUUUGGUGUUAGGAAAUGUUCAUGGGGUGAGAGGAAUUGAUGAUCUCGAUGAAGAAUGGAAUGACGAGGGAAGACUAAGCGGGUCUCAACUGAACGAAGAGAGACAGACACCCAAGGGGACGUCAGGAAAAAGUGAGACUGGUGAAGGACUCGUUCUUGACGAGAGUGGAAAAGAAGGCUGUGACGUCUUGGUGCCGGAGAUUAAUUCUGCGGGAGCGCUGAAGAGAGUAGCUGGCAAGGAAAACAAUUCCCAACUACCGGUUAUGACGCUCGAACCGACGGGAAUUGACCACAACAAGUUGAAACUAUCUCAACGUAAUGACGAAUCGUUGAAGAAAUGCUUUGCUGCCGUCGGCAAAAAGUAUAUCUCGGGAAAAUCGCACGAGUCUGAAUUCGUGUUGCGUAAUGAAAUCCUCUACAGGAGGUACAAGACGCCGGCACACAAGCAAUGGGAACAACUGAUUGUUCCGAGAGAUUUCCAAACCAUCGUACUGAAAUUGGCGCACGAAGGAAUCAUGUCCGGACAUCAGGGAACUAAGAAGACCACUGAUCGCAUCCAGGAGGAAUUCUACUGGCCUGGAAUUGCAAUGGACAUCAAGCGAUUCGUGAAGUCGUGCGACAUGUGCCAGAGAACCAUUCAUAGGCACAUGGUGCCGAGAGCACCCCUUGGAACCAUGCCGAUCAUCGACACUCCCUUCCAAAGAGUCGGCAUUGACAUUGUCGGACCUAUCGCGCCCAGUUCAGAGACGGGCAACAGGUAUAUACUGACAAUGGUUGACUUCGCUACCAGAUACCCAGAUGCUGUCGCUCUGAAAAGCAUCGACACAGUCGAGGUAGCGGAGGGCUUACUGCAAAUGUUUUCUCGAGUAGGCCUGCCACGAGAAAUCGUCAGUGACCGGGGAUCAUGCUUCACGUCGGCUCUCAUGAAGGAGAUCAGUCGCAUAUUGUCGCUCAGACUGCUGACGACAACCCCCUACCAUCCAAUGUGUAAUGGGCUGGUUGAACGAUUUAAUGGGACUCUAAAACAAAUGAUCAAGAGAAUGUGCCAGGAGAAACCGCGAUGUUGGGAUAGAUAUCUCACCCCGUUGCUUUUCGCAUACAGGGAAGUGCCGCAGAGCAGCCUGGGGUUCUCCCCGUUUGACCUUCUUUAUGGAAGGUAUGUUCGCGGUCCUAUGGCGGUUCUGAGGGAACUCUGGACCAACGAGAACAUCGACCCGGAGACCAAGACAACAUACGAAUAUAUGGUUGAUCUGCGCAAGAGACUUGAAGAGACCUGUAAAGCCGCCCACGAGGAACUCAAGAAGGCCCAACUGACACAAAAAGAACACUACGACAAGAAGAGUCGAGCGCGCCAACUACGAGAAGGGGACAGAGUACUGAUCUUGUUACCGACAGACAGAAACAAGUUGGUGCUACAAUGGAAGGGUCCAUUCCGGGUAGUUGAGAAGAGGAAUGACGUGGAUUACGUCAUAGACCUUGGUCAGAAAACGACCGUGUUUCACAUUAAUAUGUUGAAGAGAUACGAGGAGAGAGAAGUUCUUGGAGCUCCCAGGCAAGUCUUGGCUGGUAUGGCUGUGGAAGAGGAUCCCGAAGAACAGGAGGUCCCUCAUGUCGGUCUGCACAAACUUCAAGAUCACAAAGACGUACAGUUCUCAGAAGAGAUGACUGAGUUCCAAACUAACGAUGCAAGGAAGCUGCUGGAAGAGUUCCAGGACGUAUUUUCAGAUCUUCCAGGUCAGACUAGGCUUAUAAAAUGCCGGUUGAAACUGAAGACAGAUACGCCAAUCCAAGUGCGACAAUACCCCAUUCCCUUUGCGCUACAGGAAGAGGUAGAAAAGGAGAUCGGCGAUAUGUUACGCCAAGGCAUAAUCGAGAAGUGCGACUCAGCCUACAACUCGCCCGGUGUGGUAAUUUCUACUCACAUGUCGUGUUUGAGCAUAACCUCCGACUGUCCUCAGAUCUACCAGUCCAGCUCUAACAACGGCGCAAUGUGCAGAGGUCAGGAUAACGUCGGCAGCAAUUAUAGACCCGCUACAAUUAUGCAAUCUGAACGGUUUCCACUGGAUGGACACCUGUAA